This is a messenger RNA of Linum trigynum, 3963 nucleotides long. The record is from the annotation of a GenBank genome assembly. NCBI's taxonomy places the organism in Eukaryota, Viridiplantae, Streptophyta, Magnoliopsida, Malpighiales, Linaceae.
CGCGAGGCGUCCAGGGAGAAAUCUGCAGUUACUGGCGCAAGGCGAGUUCAUGGUCAACAAGACAGUGAACAUUGAGUGCAAAUCGUGAACUCAUGCAAGUGAAGCGGUGCGUUUUGACACAGCGCUCUGUGUUCACGGACGUGUUGAAGAGUUCACGGCUGUGAACUGAGCCCGUGAACUGAGCCCGAUCCUGGUAUAAAAUGUGAGCUGAAAGGAAGAGAGAGGGGGAGCCCAAAAGUUAGAAAGUGUCUUCUUCGGAUUUUAGAGAGAGAAAGGAUGAACCAAGGAAGAAAGAAGGCUAGGGUUUGCUCCAAGUGGUGAAUUAGGAAGAAUCUCACCAAGAGAAGAUCAACACAAGCUUAGAGGAGAUUGGAGGCAUCACCAUGAUGGUUUCUAGCUCUUUCUCUUGUGUUCAAUCCCCCAACCGGAGCAAAGAAAGGAAAAGGAAGCUCCAACUCUUCCCUAUCCUUCUCGACUCCAAAAUGAUCGUAUGGCAGCAGAGUUUGGCCACUUUAUGUAGUAGAUGAACCAGUUGUACUUAAACAUCCCCUUCAUGGAGGCCGUCACCCAGAUGCCCAAGUACGCAAAAUACUUGAAGGACCUCCUUUCCAACAAGAAGAAGCUGGAAGGGACAACUACGGUGAGCUUGAAUGAAGAGUGCUCCGCCAUCCUGCAGAACCACCUUCCCACAAAGCGCAAAGAUCCAAGGAGUUUCACUAUCCCUUGUUUAUUGGCAACAUGUGCAUAGGGAAAUCCUUGGCGGAUCUAGGAGCCAGUAAUCCCACAAUAAAUAUGAUGCUUUAUAAGUUGUUUCAAAAGUUAGACCUAGGUGAACCUAGAUCUACUAGGAUGAAUAUUCAGUUGGUGGAUAGGUCUAUUGUACGACCUAAGGGGGUCGUAGAGGACUUGCUCAUUAAGGUGGGCCCUCGAAUUUAUCCGGUCGAUUUGAUCAUUUUAGACAUUGAUGAAAACGUGAAUGUCCCUCUUAUCUUGGGUAGAACUUUCUUAGCUAUCGCCAAGGCCUUGAUUGAUGUGCAUGGGGGGAAGUUGGUGCUUAGGGCAGGGGAGGAAGAAGUUAUGUUCUCUAUUGAUGAUAGCAUGAAGUUAUCUCACCAUCAUGAUGAUUUUUAUUAUUGCGAAGAGGUCUUUGACUUCAUGGAGGCACUCGCAUCCGCGGGUGCCCAUACUUCUGACCUUUUGAAGAGUGUUGUUUGGUAGGGACGAACAGCUCGAACUCUCCGGAAGAGGAAAGCCAACUUCUGCAAGAUCAAGAAGUGGAGGCCUUGCCCUCGAUGCCAAAAAUCCCUACCUCAUAGGAGGAACCUCCCGAGUUGGAGCUAAAGCCUCUGCGUCCACAUCUUGAGUACGCUUUUCGGAGGGAUGAUGGGAAACUCCCGGUCAUCAUCAAAUCAAAUCUUACACAGGAGCAUAAGGCUGAAUUGUUUGCGUCCUGAAGCGUCACGAGAGGACGAUAGUAUGGAAGAUCACAGAUAUCCGAGGGAUCAUACCGACCUUUUGCUAGCACAAAAUCCACUUGGAGGAGGAUGCCAAACCGGUUCGACAACCGCAAAGGCGUGUGAACCCUAAUAUGGAGGAAGUGGUGAAGGCGGAAGUGAUUAAGCUAUUGGAUGCUGGGAUUAUCUACCCCAUUUCGGAUAGUCAGUGGGUGAGCCCGACUCAGUUGGUUCCUAAGAAAGGAGGAAUGAUGGUGGUGGCCAAUGAGAAGGAAGAGCUUAUACCAACAAGAACAGUGGUUGGAUGGAGGGUAUGCAUCGACUAUCAAAGGUUGAACGACGCCACUCGGAAAGAUCACUUCCUUUUGCCCUUCAUCGAUCAAAUCCCUGAAAGGCUUGCUGGACAUGAUUACUACUGCUUCUUAGACGGGAUGUCAGGAUACUUCCAGAUCCCAAUCGCCCCAGAAGAUCAAGCUAAGAAAACAUUCACAUGCCCCUUCGGAACAUUCGCUUACAGGCGCAUCCCGUUUGGAUUGUGCAAUGCCCCGGAAACAUUCCAGAGAUGCAUGGUAGCCAUUUUUUAUAAGCUCGUGGGGGAGAUAAUGGAGGUGUUCAUGGACGACUUCUAGGUCUUCGGAGAUUCAUUUCUUCACUGUCUUGCCAACCUGGAGAAGGUCCUUGAGCGAUGCAAAGAAACCAAUCUAGCUUUGAGAUGGGAGAAGUCGCAUUUUAUGGUGCGAGAGGGCAUUGUGUUGGCCGUUGGGUCACAAAAUCUCUAAAAGAGGAAUUGAAGUGGAUCGAGCCAAGGUUGCAACAAUAAGCAAGCUCCCUUCACCAAUCAUAGUCAAGGGCAUCAGGAGCUUCCUUGGACAUGCUGGGUUUUACCGUCGGUUCAUCGAGAACUUCUCGAAGAUUGCAUUACCCCUGACCAAGCUUUUGGAGAAGGACGUCCCCUUCCUUUUCACAAAGGAAUGUUUGGAGGCUUUUAACAUCCUCAAGGCGAAGCUUACAGAUGCCCCCAUAAUGGUCUCACCAGAUUGGAGCCUUCCUUUCGAGCUCAUGUGUGACGCUAGUGACUAUGCAGUGGGAGCGGUGUAUGGCCAAAGGCGGGGUAGGCAUUUUCAACCUAUUUGCUAUACUUGAAAGACGCUGAAUGAUGCUCAAGAGAACUACACAACUACCGAAAAAGAGUUGUUGGUAGUGAUCUUCGCUUUCGAUAAAUUCAGAUCUUACCUGGUGAUCUCAAAGGUUAUUGUCUACACCAACCACUCUGCCAUCCGCUUCUUGAUGCGCAAGGCGGACGCCAAGCCAGACUAAUAUGAUGGAUCCUACUACUUCAAGAGUUCGAUGUGGAGAUAAAGGACAAAAAGGGAGCCGAGAACCUUGCCGCUGACCACCUUUCGCAACUUCUGGGACGAUCCCCACCUCUUUCGGAUUGGGGCCGACGGGGUCAUUCGGAGGUGUAUAUCGGAGAAGGAACUGAUGGAUAUCCUAAACCACUACCACACGGGACCAGCUGGAGGCUAUCACGGAGGCAACCAAACUGCAAGGAAGGUACUCCAGUUGGGGUUCUAUUGGCCAAACCUUUUCCGAGAUGCCUACAAAUUUGUGAGCCAUUGUGACAGCUGCCAAAGGGCAUGUACUGUUUCUAACCGAAAUGAGAUGCCCCAAACGAUUUUCAUUACUUGUGAGAUUUUUUAUGUUUGGGGCAUUGACUUCAUGGGUCCUUUUCCCUCGUCUUUUAGUAACAAAUACAUCCUUGUGGUCGUAGACUACGUCUCGAGGUGGGUUGAGGAUCAAGCCCUCCCCACCAAUGAUGCAAGACGAGUAUGUGGAUUCCUUAAAAAGCUUUUUUCAAGUUUCGGGACCCCAAGGGCCAUCAUUAGCGACCGAGGAACCCAUUUUCAGGGGCAAUUCGACAGACUCCUCGAUCGCUAUGGUGUUACCCAUCGGGUGUCAAUGGCCUAUCAUCCUCCGACUAGUGGACAAGUUGAGUUAUCAAAUAGGGAACUGAAAAGGACAAUGGAAAAGACCGUGGAUUAAUCUCGCAAGGAUUGGUCUGUAAAACUCGGUGAUGCUCUAUGGGCGUACCGCACGGCCUACAAAACACCAAUAGGCGUCUCGCCUUACCAAUUGGUGUAUGGAAAGGCUUGUCAUUUGCCCGUAGAGCUAGAGUACAAGGCUUUCUGAGCUACAAAGCUAUUGAAUAUGGACCCUAUUCUGUGUGAAAUUGAACGAAAGUUGCAGGUGCUUGAACUUGAGGAGUGGCGUCUCCAAGCCUAUGAGAACACCAAAAUUUACAAGGAAAAGACGAAGCACCUGCAUGAUGCUCGACUGAAAGGAGGGAAGGAUUUCCAACAAGAGACCAAGUGCUCUUAUACAACACGCGGUUGUGAUUGUUCCCGGGAAGUUAAGAUCGAAAUGGUCGGGACCGUAUGUGGUAUCGCAAGUGUUCCCAUACGAGAUGGUUGAGAUCUCCCAACCAGAUAAAUGAACUUUCAAAGUGAAU